This is a messenger RNA of Rasamsonia emersonii CBS 393.64, 1023 nucleotides long. RefSeq names its product LysR family regulatory protein. Bases 1 to 1023 code for a protein of 340 amino acids. The record is from RefSeq and is a predicted model, not a curated record. The transcript has 3 exons. NCBI's taxonomy places the organism in Eukaryota, Fungi, Ascomycota, Eurotiomycetes, Eurotiales, Trichocomaceae.
AUGGGGCUACUCUUUUCCAAGCCCAAACCGGCCCGGCCGGCCACGGUGCCGACGGAUACGAUCAUUCCAUGUCACUACUGGGAUGCCCAACCAAUUAUGAGAGCCUAUUGUAUGGACUUGACCUUUCGGUUUGAUGAUGUAUUGGACACCGACAAGAUGCGUGCUGCUCUUGCUCGCCUGCUGGAAAUCGGGGACUGGAGAAAACUCGGAGCGCGUAUCCGCUUGAAUGAGGCGGGAAAGCUGGAAUACCAUGUUCCUGAAAAGUACGACGAAAAGCGUCCCGGCUUCACGUUCACCAUCGCGAAAUACGACAUGAGCAUCAAGGAUCAUCCUCUGGCUUCACGGCUGCCGAAGAUGACGGAUCGUCCGUCGCUGGUCGGUAGUACGACCGAGUUUAGUCCUCUCGUCCGCAGUGCAGAUGCACCCAAAAAGCUGGAGGACUGGUUAUACUCCGAUUUUCCUCAGCUGCCCAUUCACGUGGUCUCGUUCAACGACGCCACGCUGCUGACGGUUACAUUCAUGCAUACCCUUACGGAUGCCAUGGGUAACGCAGUCGUCAGUGCAUUCACCUUUGUACCCGCGCGUCGGAUCCUCGAGGCACCUUUGAGCUUUGUAGCCUCUCAACUGCGCGCCGCUCUGGAGCAGCAGAGGACCAGGGAACAGAUCCAAGCAUAUGUCGCAAUCCAUACAAGGGCUGUUGACAAGACAGGCCAAGUUCCUCUCUUUGGCGAUGCCGGCAUGCUUCUGCUGUCAUGCACGAACUGGGCCAAGGGAAGACUCUUCGAGAUCGACUUCUCGUCAGCAGUGAUUGCACCUGGGUUGCCGCUCUCUCAGCGGGCCAACAAACUCGGUCGAGCGUCCUACAUCAAUGUUGUCCCACACAAAAACCGCAUCCCCACGCGCAAUUCUGUGUCGGUGGUCGGAAAGGACGCGGCUGGCAACUUUUGGACUAUAUUGUCGAUGCGGAAAGAGGCCUGGCCGAAGGUUGAUGAGUACCUGAGGGCACUUAGUGAGGAUAAAUAG